AUGAGGCUUAUAGCGUUGCUCGUGUGUUUUCUAGCUGGAACAUCUGGAGUUCCAAUCUCCCCAAAUGCUGAUGUGAUUGAAUCAGUCCCAAUGGGAGAUAUGCCACAGUUCCAGCCUAAAUCUCCCAGAGUGCCUCAGACACACCUGGCCACUCUGACCAAUCCAUGGGUCCAACCCAACCCCAAUACAGGUCUCAGUCAACACUUUCAAUACAUUCCCUAUCCUCAUCUCCAGCAACCACAGUUUUUCUAUUAUCCCAUUCUUGGAUCACAAUCCAGGAACCCAACAGUUCAACAAUUUCUUUACAUGGUUCCACAGAUUCAACAGCGAAUGGCUGGACCAUAUGGCGGAUUGAGCUCCGAGGAAAUUCAGAACAUGGGACAUAUGGGCCAUGUUAACAUGCACAUGCCUGAGUUUAGAGGCAAUGUGUUUCCUGUAGCUGGACCACAACCUGUUGUACCUGUUAGCUCUUUAGGACCAGCCAAUACCUUCCACAUCAACACCUUCCCUGCCAAUGGAAUGACCUUCUCGGGCACUACUGAGGUUCAGCCACCAAGCGUUGUAGCUGUACCACCCAGUUGGGAUGCCAUACCUGCUACUGGUGGAUCCCAUCCAAAUAAUGGAGCGCAGCCUAAUAGGAUUGCUACUGUGCAGGACUAUGAGCGAGUGCCUUGUGAUCAUGUCCAAUCUGCUGAAAACCCCUUAACCAAUACUGGACCUUUGUCUUCUGGUCAUGGGACUUUCAUUUCGGCUGUCUUGCCCACUGUCCAACCCGAUCCCCAUUACAAUGAUCCCAAUCUAGUGCCCACUACAUUCCCAACACCAGAAGAAGCUCUUGUUCCAGCGUCCCCACCACUGCUUUCCGAUACUGUCGACACCAAGACUGAUUUGCACCCCUAAGGCAAAUCUUUGCAUGUCUUUACUGCAAGAUUUAUACAAAUAUGCAUUUUGUAUUAUGCUAAUGGUUUAUAUAUUGGGUUAACGCAUGGAUGGAAGUUUUUAAAUAUUUUUCAUAGCAAUUCUGAUACUGUACUUUGUUUACUUGUUACUAUUCCUUUAUCUUUCAUUGAACUAAAGUUUUGACUUUGUGUCGACCAUUGUAAAAGAUUUAAAAAUCAAAACCUAUUUCUGACUUUUGUACUGUGAACUAUGUGUGUGGUCCUCAACGUAUAUACUAGACAUAUAAUUAAAUACAAAGUUAAUUACA
Molecule: messenger RNA, 1207 nt
Organism: Ctenopharyngodon idella (grass carp)
Lineage: Eukaryota; Metazoa; Chordata; Actinopteri; Cypriniformes; Xenocyprididae
Gene: ambn
Product: ameloblastin
Exons: 7
Coding region: 1-900 (299 amino acids)
Source: RefSeq, a predicted model, not a curated record